AUGCCUUCCUACGUUGUUACAGGAGCUUCUCGUGGAAUAGGAUUCGAAUUCAUCCGCCAACUUUCGGAAGACCCGAACGCCACCGUAAUUGGUCUUGCUCGUGACAAGGAGUCGACAAUGACGAAGAUAACACAAGAGAUCCGUAAAUCAAACAUCCAUAUCAUUCAAGCAGACUUGAAAGACCACAACUCAUUAAAAGAAGCUGCGGAGCAAACUGCCCAAAUCACUGGAGGUGGCUUGGAUUAUCUGAUCGCCAAUGCGGCAUACUUCUCCACAAAAGCCGGAUUCAUCACGGUUUCCGAUCUCUUUGAGGUCAAUGUCAUUGGCAACAUUCAGCUUUUCAACGCUUUCUUGCCCUCUAUCCUGAAAGGUCAAGUGAAAAAGGUCAUAACGAUUGGCUCACUAAAUGCAGAUACAGAGAUAACUGCCAAAUAUGAUCUGGCGACAUGCGUGCCCUACUCGAUCAGCAAAGCUGCGCUAAAUAUGGCGGUUGCAAAGUACAGUGCCGAAUACCGCGAGAAAGGUGUCCUUUUUAUGAGUGUUGCACCUGGGUCCACAGAGACGUUCACCUCUGCCAACAUGUCUGAGAAAGAACAAGCGAAAUUGAUGAUCGACAUGCAGCGCUUGAUGGCUCAUGCACCACAUUUCACUGGCCUAGCAAAGCCUGCCAAGUCGGUGGCCCUUGUCAGAAAGGUCAUUGAGAAUUCCAGCAUCGAAAAAGGCGAUGGUGGCUCCUGGGUUUCUCAGUUUGGAAAUAAACAGUGGCAAUAG
Messenger RNA from Phaeoacremonium minimum UCRPA7, 771 nucleotides. Its product is annotated as putative short chain dehydrogenase protein. The transcript is spliced from 5 exons. The coding region runs from base 1 to 771 and encodes 256 amino acids. The record is from RefSeq and is a predicted model, not a curated record. NCBI's taxonomy places the organism in Eukaryota, Fungi, Ascomycota, Sordariomycetes, Togniniales, Togniniaceae. Gene Ontology annotation, molecular function: oxidoreductase activity, acting on the CH-OH group of donors, NAD or NADP as acceptor.